Molecule: messenger RNA, 558 nt
Organism: Pyricularia oryzae 70-15
Lineage: Eukaryota; Fungi; Ascomycota; Sordariomycetes; Magnaporthales; Pyriculariaceae
Product: RNAse P Rpr2/Rpp21 subunit domain-containing protein
Exons: 1
Coding region: 1-558 (185 amino acids)
Biological process (GO): tRNA processing
Cellular component (GO): nucleolar ribonuclease P complex
Source: RefSeq, a predicted model, not a curated record
AUGGCCAAAAAGCAAAAAGACAAAGGCAAUGGCGUACAGAACCGUCCCGCCUACUCGCGUGUGUCAUUUCUCUACCAAGCAGCGACGCUCAUGGUCACCCCGAGAUUUCCAAACGCCACACCGGUCCCCACUCACCAAGCCGCAGAGGUCGCCGAGCCAACGGAGACAUCAAAAUCAGGUGACACAGCACCUGAGCAAACUCCCAGUCCUGAAAACCUACGAGGCAUUUCUCGUCGUUUUGUCACGGAUCUACGUCAGGUUGGGCUCAAGACUCAGAUCCGCAUGGAUCCGUCCAUCAAGCGCAAACUAUGCAAGUUCUGCGAUACCCUACUGGUCGAGGGCGAUUCCUGUACUUCUUUUGUGGAGAACAGGAGUAAAGACGGAAGCAAACCAUGGGCUGACGUCCUGGUCGUCAAAUGCAAAACAUGCCAAAGAGAAAAGAGGUUUCCUGUUGCGGCUCCGAGACAAAAACGGAGGCCGUUCCGGACUAAGGACAGCAAGGACAACGAGAAGCUCAAGGUCAACGAAACCCACGAUACAGAGAUGACGACCAGCUGA